Molecule: messenger RNA, 413 nt
Organism: Ectocarpus siliculosus
Lineage: Eukaryota; Phaeophyceae; Ectocarpales; Ectocarpaceae
Source: the annotation of a GenBank genome assembly
AUGACCCAUAGCCACUUGAGCACCCGCAGGGGCCCCCCCCUCGCCGCCUCCGCGCACGUCUGCUUCGACCAAGGGGCAGCCCUCCCUGUGAGCCCACCCCAGCGUUUCGAGCUCCCCCGGGCGAGCGAGAGCGUUGCACGUGCUCUCGUCCCACGGGCAGCCGUUGGCGUGGGCCCAGUGGAGGAGGGCGUAGGGGCUGACCCUCCGGGCGAGGCCGGCCGUGCGCGCGAUGCCGGCGCAGGUGCGGGGGCUGCAGGGGCAGUCCUUCGACCUCAUCCACCUAUUCGUUUUAUUAUGACGGCCAGAACGAGCAAAGAAGGAGCGUGGCGAAGAAAGACCUCGUGGGAACAAAAAAAUGCCUCGAAGGAGGCCUACAACGCCGAAGCAGCGAUUGGAGCCCAAUUAUUGACAAA